Lagopus muta (rock ptarmigan) is the source of this 5543-nucleotide messenger RNA. It is a transcript of the gene ADAP2, whose product is annotated as ArfGAP with dual PH domains 2. Gene Ontology annotation, molecular function: GTPase activator activity; phosphatidylinositol bisphosphate binding. Gene Ontology annotation, cellular component: intracellular membrane-bounded organelle; plasma membrane. Gene Ontology annotation, biological process: positive regulation of GTPase activity. The transcript is spliced from 10 exons. NCBI's taxonomy places the organism in Eukaryota, Metazoa, Chordata, Aves, Galliformes, Phasianidae. The record is from RefSeq and is a predicted model, not a curated record. Bases 98 to 1192 code for a protein of 364 amino acids.
CCGCGCGAGGCGGCCCCCAAGGAGUUCCUCCUUUCGUGUGCCGGGGCCGAGCCUCCCGCCGGGCUCCACCCGCAGAGCUCCGCGCCGGGCGGCGGUGAUGGACCGCGACCGCAACAAGACGCUGCUGCAGGAGCUGCUGAAGGUCACCGGGAACGGCCGCUGCGCCGACUGUGGGGAGCCGGAUCCAGAGUGGGCUUCUUACAAACUUGGAAUAUUCAUUUGUUUGAUGUGCUCCGGAAUCCAUCGCAAUCUUCCUCAAGUCAGCAGGGUCAAAUCCCUUCGGCUUGACUUCUGGGAGAACGAUCUUAUAGAGUUUAUGAAGAAGCAUGGGAAUCUCUGUGCCAAAGCAAAAUAUGAAGCAAAAGUCCCUCCCUAUUAUUACAUCCCCCAGUCCUGCGAUUGCUUGGUUUUAAGAGAACAAUGGAUUAGAGCUAAAUAUGAGCGUGAGGAAUUUGUUGCCACCCGAGUCUGCCAAGAUCCUUGUUCUGCAGGUAGCCAUGAAGGAUUCCUCUGGAAGCGUGGACGGGAAAGCAAGCAGUUCAAGCAGAGGCGGUUUCUCCUGUCAGCAAGGGAAGGGGUGAUGAAGUACUACACUAAAGAACCCAAAGGUCCAAAAGCCGUUAUCAGCAUUGAGAAACUGAAUGUGAUGUUCCAGGCAGAGAAAAUCCAUCAUGCUCACGGGCUGCAAAUCACAUACAAGACAGAUGGUCAAACAAGGAACCUUUUUGUCUAUCAUGAAAGCGGAAAGGAGAUUGUUGACUGGUUCAAUGCCAUUCGGGCUGCACGUUACCAUUAUCUCAGAACAACCUUCCCAGCUCUCUCAGAGCACGAGAUCAUACCCCGGAUCACAAGAAACUAUAUCAAAGAAGGAUAUAUGGAGAAAACAGGACCAAAGCAGAAGGAGACCUUUAAGAUGCGCUGGUUCAGCCUAGACUCUGAAGAGAGGAACCUGCUGUACUUUAAAAACCCACUGGAUGCAUUUCCACAAGGCCAAGUUUUUAUUGGAAGGAGAGUCGAGGGCUAUGAAGUACGAGCUGGCUUGCCCCAGGGAAUAUCUGUAAAGAAGAGGAAAUCAGGGAUCACCAUGGUCACACCAAUGAGAGAGUUUUUGUUUCUGUGUGAGAACGAUAGGGAGCAGAGGGAGUGGAUAGAUGCCUUGAAUGGAAUAAUUGCCCAGCCCUUGUCUGGUUGAGACUAACACUGAGUUCCGGUGAACUGCACUUCUUGGGCUCUGUUUGGCACUGGUCUGCAUCCUCUUUUUGUCAGCAGGGAUGGUGCUCAAGCCCAUUCAGUGACUGUGCUACAAAGGGCUUUUUCCUUCAACAGCUACAGGCGCAGGAAGGGUGGCAAAAUAAAUGAGUGAGGGGAAUGCAGAUAUUCAGAAAUUAUCUGUCCCUUCUUUUGAAGUGCAUUCGCUCUUCCUUACAUUCUCUGCUUUUGAGCAGAUGAGGCCUGCUCAGGCUGAUGUAGGGAUAAAGUCAGUGUAGAAAGUUUGUCCACAGAGGACUGGCACGGAUUUCCUUGAGGAUUCCUGAAGAAUGUACUUGACAAUGCAGCCAUGACAUAUAUUCUGAUAGUAAAUGUGACCAUCUGUUACAUGCUGCAUAGAACAAGUGGCCAAGAGACAAAGACAUCAGCACCUGCCAGGACAGUGCAGCAUGUCCUGCUGCAUAGAUGAAAGAUAAAAAUACAUGCCGAAUGACUGGAUGUUUUUCUUGGGGGGGAAGAGCGGGAGUGGGGAACAGGCAACUAUUCUACCUGCUUGCAUCUUCUGUCCAGUUAAUGACAUGGUUGUUGUCCAUGUAAUGGUUUUAAUGUCAUUUGCAGUGUUGUAUUUUCAUCACUGAAACUGUAUUUAAAAAAAAAAAUCACAAAAAUCAGAGGGGGAGGAAGGGACUUCUGGAGAGCACGUGCUCCAGCCCCCUGAUAAAGUAUGUUUGUAUCAUCUAUCUCACAGUUCCUAAGCUUAUCUUGUAAGGAUGUUCUUGGGGUAUGGUGUCAAAAGCCUUGCUGAAGUCAAGGCAGGCAACAUUCACUGCUUUUCCCUCAUCUACCCAACCAGUCAUGACAUCGCAGAAGGCUACCAGAUCAGUCAAGUAUGAUUUUCCCUUGCUGCGCCCGUGUUGACUACUCCUGAUAACCUUCUUUUCUUUCUUCCACUUGCUUGGGCUUGGACAUGACAUCCAGAAUUAGUUGGAUGGAGGUGAGGCUGACUGGCCUGUAGACUCUUAUUAUUUGAGGAUCUGAGAAACAAGUCCUCAAAAUUAAAAGUCAAGCUUGAGUUGUGAAGAAUGUUGUUGUGGAAGCAUUCUAAUGACAUACCCUUAGAUCCUUGCUUUCAACAGUUGCUGCUAUUUGAUUAUUUUGGAAGUGGCAAAUGCAGUAUGUAGAAACCUUUUCCUUUUUUUUUUUUUUUUUCCCUCCAAAGCAGCCCCACCUACUACUCCAGUCGAGACAUGAGUUCAGGAUGAAGACACUGGUCUGUGUCAGCUUCUAAAAACGGGGGAAUGGGUGAGGAUUUAUAUUCGUUGAUACAGUGCACUGAGUAUUUUCUUGCCUCUCAGCCAAGGCUGAGAUUUGGUUCUACUGAACAGUUAUUCAGGUACUUAAUUACUUUUUUCAGAUUCCUUUGCUUGGCAGAUCAAGAGGAAGUCUUGCAAACUUAAGUUUCUGAUCAAGCUUCCACCUUUUGCUGACGCUUGCCAGCCAGUAUGAGUUACCCCAAAUAGUUCUCUUCUACAGGAAUGAGGAAGUACCAAUAUGUGCAUGGAUUACUAAGAUUAACUCUUUCUACAGCAGCACAGAAAAAAAAAAAAAAAAAAAAAGAAUUAGAUCAUCAUUCUGCCUGUCUCUUAUCAUCCAACCUUCAGUAAUCUGUGUCAGUAGUUUUGUUUCCUGAUACAUGCCCAUUAACUUAAUUUCCCAGCUCAUGUGCUGGUUCAGAUCUAACAGCCUAUGCCUGUAUCCUCUGAAAUCAAUAGCAAAGCACUUUUGAGAUGAGCUGAAUAAUUCAGGAUGAUCUUAGAAGAGUUCAGUCCAUCCAGUAACCUCAGCUUCAUGGACAGGGCUGCUUCUGUGGUGGUGCUUGCUCUCCCACUGUGUCAGCAACAUUGAUGUGACUUUUGUUACAAAAUCAGGAAGUUCCUUGAGAAAAUGAAACUCUGGAGCAACACAACAGCAUCUUUUUUGUAGACUCAAUAAAAGUGAAGGCCAGGUCAUAGGGAGCUAGCUCCGCGUGACAGUUCAUUUCUACAGUUAACCCAAACUUGGACCUGUAUUAAGCGCUCUGACAGACCUGGGAGCUCCUUGCCCCUGCCCUGGGGAGCUCAGUGCUGCAUGCUGGCUUGCAGGGCACAGCACCUCAGGGCUGUACAACAACUCCACCCAGCCUGCAGCUCCCUGUACCCCACACAUGGCAGCAGCACAGAGCCUGUGGGAAACGAAACCGCACUAUGGCUGCUGCUGUUGAUUUCGUGCGACUGCAGGCAGAUGUGGAACUAAGCAGCCUGAACUACUUCAUGGGCCGCAUGUGGAUCAUGGGCUGCACCCACAGCUUCUGCCAGUCCUGCAUUACCAAGUACAGCCAACCGGGAGCUGGCCACUCUGGUGAACUUAAUCCCCAGAGAGGUGGAGGAAAAAGACUUAGAGGCCUAGAAUAAACCCACAUUCUCUGGAGAUGGUGCCCAUUGCAGCCAGAACUUUGUAGGGCAGGGCCCUGGGGAAAAGGUAUGGGCAGAAGCAGACAGUGCUUCUCCCCACUGCACUUCAGCCACUAUUCUAAAUGCCCUUCAGUGGGGCCAUGGGACCAGGCCAUGGCUGGGACUGAGUUAACUUCACCUUCCAUCCUGCCCUUUUUUUCCUUUUUUUUUCUUUUUUCUUUUUCCCCUGGAUACUUUGUAUUUCAUGUGUUAAUACUGGCAUUGUUGUAAUAGUGUUGUGUUUUGCUGACUCGGGCAGAUAGGUUUAGCUGAAGCAGUGUGGAGUUCACUGGUGGUGUCUGCAAGUUGAGGAUUGCAUUUUUUGAAAGAAUUAAUAGCAAAAUGUGCUCAGCUGGUCUAAGGUAUAAUAACCAGCUGAUCUUAGUGCUGGACUUCUGAACUCCAGGAAGUGCCUAACUCAGCAAGCUCGCAGGUCAGUUUAGAACGGGGAAGGGUGUGAAUACUCAGAGAAGAGAUGGGGCUGCCAUGAGAGGAUACUUAGAGGGCUCUAAACCUAAAACAUCUGUAAAUCUUUCCUUACUUGUUUUCUUCUUUCUCAUCUCUCUGCUGUUCUCUUUCCUUUGCUGUUCCUUGAGCUUGAGCACUGAGCAUCCUGGUGGGCAGUUGUUUGGUAUUUCAGUCACCAUCAGCUCUUUCCCUCUUCUUUUCACAAACUACUUCUGUGUUGCUAUUUACUGUGUGAACAUUGCACAGGAGACUCCUGAAAUGAAACAUAAACCAAUACAGUGCUACAGCUCCACCCAGCUGAACGACACAAAAUGGAACUGGUUCACUGUCUGCUUACAAAAACUCUCAGACCUUGUUGGAAAUGAGCAAAACCUGACUAUUGACUUUAAUUAACACUACGCAUACAUGUGUCUAAAAAGUCUUAAGUCUCUGCAGUCAUGCAAAGAGCUUAAACUCAUAAAUAUAUUUGAAUAUAUAACUUAGGACUGUUGAAUGCGAACUUUACUGUGAUUAUUCACACAGUUAGUUAUGUUUACCAGGCCAGUGUUUAACUGUCAGUAAGGUAAGGAUUUUUAUUAUCCUGCUGUUUAACCUAGUCAUGUUUUCUCUGAGGAUUAUACAGAUAAGUGAUUAAAUGUGUCACUUUAAAGAAGGAACAGGUACAAAACAUCUCCAAGCAACUGAAACAAUUGAAGAGGACAUCAACAUCUUGAGAAAGGAUCUCAGUGACACAAAGGUACCUCUUGUACUUCAUUACCUGCAAUUAGCUUGUUCCCCUGUAAUUCUGCAACAACCUGGAAUCCCCCAACUGCCCAAAAUCUGACUGCAGGCAAUGCAGGACAGUAUCAAAUGCAUUUUAUUCCUUUAAAUACAUCUGGGUUUUUCUGGUCAAAGAGCAUGUUAAAUGGGACACUAAACUCUUGUACUUCACUUAUCUUCUUUUAUAACAAAAACCGGAUCUCUGUGUUUUCUGCCUUUCAGGAAUAUACAUCUCGGAUCAAAAGCCGUAUUACUGAAGUUCAGUGUUCACUGAACGGGAGGGCAAAGCAGCUCAACAGAAGACUGAGGAGAGAGCUCAGGAAGUGAACAUCACAGAUAUCAAAGCCCAAAUUGAGAAAGAACUGGGAAGUGAUGAAGUGGCGGGUAGAAACUCGGCACCUCUGAUCUCCCAACAGUAAUUCGUGCUGGAGUGCGCAGGAGCAGCGUUUUACUACAUUUUGUUGAGCAAUUACUACACAAUUUGCCUCCAGGGAAGCCCAGCGCGCGGCUUCUCCUCGGCGCAGGCGCGCACAGCACAGCGGCCUCGGAUCGCCUCAGGGUGGCGCGCAGCGGUCGGGCGCGGGAGGCGCUCGCGCAGGCGCGCUGCCGCCCCUCGGC